UUAAUCUGAAAAUCCCUGAUUUGGAGGAAACCGGAAGUGUCGUUGCUUCACUGUGCUCUCGAGCUGGCGGCGGGAUAGUUGUGUAGUUUAUUAGUGAGUUUUAAACAUAGACAGUAUAAGAACGGUUUGAAGAAGACAGAGCUCCAGAAUCCAGAGUGAGUCCAGCAGCCCCAGUGGACAUCUGCUGGAUUUCAGGACAAGAGAGGAAUGGAGGAGGACAACCAGAACCUGGAGCAGCGGAGCAACAAGGUCCCCAGAAGACAAGCAGCACACUGGGACUCUGAUACCAGCAAUGUUCAGAAACGGAGAGGAGGAGCGGGACCCAAACGUCAACACUGUGACAAAUCCUUCACAACAUCUGGAUAUUUAAAGAUUCAUCAGAGAGUUCACACUGGAGACAAUCUACACAGCUGUGAUCAAUGUGGGGCAGCUUUCACACUACAGAGUAACCUAAAAAUCCAUCAACGCAUUCACACUGGAGAAAAGCCUUACAUCUGUGAUCAAUGUGGGGCAGCUUUCACACUACAGGGUAACCUAAAUGUCCAUCAACGCAUUCACACUGGAGAAAAGCCUUACAGCUGUGAUCAAUGUGGGGCAGCUUUCACACGACAGAGUACCCUAAAAAGACAUCAGCGCAUUCACACUGAAGAAAAGCCUUACCGCUGUGAUCAAUGUGGUAAAACCUUUUCUCAGAGUGGUCACCUUCAAUCUCACCAGCGUGUUCACACUGGAGAGAAGCCGUACUGGUGUGAUCUGUGUGGUAAAACCUUUUCUAGGAGUGGUAGCCUAGAAAUUCACAGACGUGUUCACACAGGAGAGAAGCCGUACAGCUGUGAACAAUGCGGGGCAGCAUUCACACAUUUAAAUAACUUACAAUCCCACCAACGUGUUCACACUGGAGAGAAGCCUUACAGCUGUGAACAGUGCGGGGAAAUGUUUUCUCAGAGUAGUGGCCGUAAAAAACACCAGUGCGUUCACACUGCCUCGUUGUGAACAUGUUUCAGAGCCAAGCUGUUUCCUCCUGCCUCCUCCUCAUGCCCUGAUAGCUGUGUUGUUAUUUUCUGAUCCUCUCUCCACAUUGAAGGGAUUUAUUCCACUCAAAACAGAGUACCCUAAAAAUACAUCAACGCAUUCACACUGGAGAGAAGCCGUACUGGUGUGAACAAUGUGGGAAAACGUUUUCUCACAGUAGUAACCUUAAAUCUCACCAGCUCGUUCACACUGCCUUGUUGUGAACAUGUUUCAGAGCCAAGCUGUGUCCUCCUGCCUCCUCCUCAUGCCCUGAUAGCUGUGUUGUUAUUUUCUGAUCUUCUCUCCACGUUGAAGGCUGACCAGCAGUAACUUUAUCUUCUGAACAGCAUGUAUGUUAUCCUGGCUACGACUACACAUUACACUCCCUCCCUUUGAAGGGAUUUAUUCCACUCAAAAUUACUUUGUUUUCCUGUAAUAACAUAUUCUGAGUUCAGGGUUCAACUGCUAGUGCUUUUUAACCAAUGCUGUGUUUGUUGUUCUUAAUUAAUCACCUGGUAAAUACAAUUUACAAAAAUCCCCAUCACUGUUUACUAAGGUGAUGUCAACUUGCUGAAAUAUUCAGUUUAUUGUCACUUUAGAUGACAAAAGCUUUAAUCAGAACAUGGCUGCUGCUUAAAAAAUGACGAACAGUUAUUGUGUUUAAACUGCGUCUGUGCCACCGCCAUCUUGGGACAGACAACUGAUCUUAAAGACUCAGAAAAAGAUUGUUGUACUGCUUUUGGAUGUUCAUGUGAAAGAAAUGCUAAACUAAGCAACAUGGGAUAACCUUUCACGGAUGAAAAAUGUGUUUUACAAUAAAAAUAAGUGGCUGUCCUGAUACUGAAUUGAGCUAAUGCUAGCUUGUGUCAGGUCAUGUAUGAUUUAUUUAAGUGAUUAUUAAUAUCUCAGUAAGAUGCUGAAAACAAUGUUUGUUAUGUGUGUCACUGAACAGUUCCUCACAUCAUUCCCCAUAGACCCCCAUGUGAAAAAAUCCAAACUUUACAUCAGAAAUAAACAUGUUUACAGCCUGGUAAAAAAAAAAAAUGGUUUUGGUUUAUAAAUCUAAUUUCACACUUCAUAACAACUGUUUAUAUAACUCACCUGUUUAAAUUGUAUCAAGGCUUAAAUCAGCAGACUGUCACUAGCUUCAUAAUAUU
This is a messenger RNA of Sander lucioperca (pikeperch), 2168 nucleotides long. Its product is annotated as zinc finger protein 239-like. Gene Ontology annotation, biological process: regulation of DNA-templated transcription. The record is from RefSeq and is a predicted model, not a curated record. The transcript has 3 exons. Lineage: Eukaryota; Metazoa; Chordata; Actinopteri; Perciformes; Percidae. Gene Ontology annotation, molecular function: RNA polymerase II cis-regulatory region sequence-specific DNA binding; DNA-binding transcription factor activity, RNA polymerase II-specific. Bases 208 to 993 code for a protein of 261 amino acids.